AUGUCAACAAAUAGUAAUAACCUGAAGCUAUCUGGAAAUGUUAUCGGUCUGACAAGCAACAAACAGCCCCAAUUACAGAAAACCAAAUUGAAGCAACCACCGCCGGUUUCAUCGGUGGCAGCAGCCAGCAGUGCACAGCAAAGUUCGACAGUUACAGGUCCAUCGGUAGUGAACGGUGGAACGAAACCAGUUCAGUCUCAACAAGUACUCCAGAAACAGGUGUCCCAGCAGCAGCAGCAGCAAGCGGGAUCUCACAUCCCGCCUCGAUAUCAGCCUCCACCGCAGCCCCCGGGAGGCAUUCUAAAGCAUUACAAUCACAACGGUGGUGCGCCGCCAUUGGCCCGGUCUUCCACAGUUCCUAUCAUAGCGUACCCGUCAGAACUUAACGGAGGCUCGCAUCAUCACAUUAAAUUCCCGCCCGAAAUCCCGAAAUCGAGCGGCCUUUAUCUGCCGGAAAACCUUAAACAUCAAUUGAACCCAUCCCGGUUGGCGAUUCCUCGAUCGCAUCUUCGAUUCUCCAACCAACACCACCUACCCGCCGCUAGCAUCCAUCAACCGAGUCAUCUCCAGCAACCUGCCCUUCAUCUUCCACCUCCGCAUCCACGGCUCAGUUCCGAAUCUUCCUCCGAGGAUCAGACCACCACCAGCUCGACUCGUUCCCUUCAACAGCACCUUGGUCCCAAACAAAAACAGCCAUCCCCGCAACCAAACGGGCAACCGUCCUCUCAAUCCCAGGGUCACAUCCAACAAACCACUGCAAUCGUCCAUCACCACCAACCUCCCAGCCAGCAGGCCCCCUCCGUUCCACCACCAUCCGUUUCGACCAACGGUCAACAUCAGCAGCAACACCCAAAUCAACAUCAGCAGCAGCAACAGCAACAGCAUCAGCAACAACAACAACAACAACAACAACAACAACAGCAGCAGCAGGAGAUGCUAAAAUUCGUCCGGAAGGCCGAGUCGGAGACCUCAUCGACACCAACCUCGUCCAGCGGCGGCCGGAUAUCGUCCAUCGAGCAGAAUCGACACUUUCAGAAUCUUUUAUCGGAAUUAAGGGCACUGAAAGAAGCCAACCAAAGGCUUAGCGACGAUAACCAGGAACUGCGGGAUUUGUGCUGUUUCUUGGAUGAUGAUCGACAGAAGGGACGGAAGUUGGCACGCGAAUGGCAGAGGUUCGGACGGUACACGGCGAGCGUCAUGCGACAGGAGGUUUCAGCCUAUCAGACCAAAUUACGCCAGCUGGACGACAAGCAGCAGGAGUUGAUACGGGACAAUCUGGAACUGAAGGAACUGUGUCUGUACCUGGACGAAGAGCGAACGAACACGAACCGGCCGGCGGCGACCUGCGCCAACUGUGGAUCGACGCCCGGCGCGACGACGGCUGUUCCUCUCCGGGACGACGGAGAUGGAAGCAGCUCGAGCACGAACGCCGACGAAAACCAGCUGCACCAGCUGGGCGGCCAAUUCUGCCGGAACGGGUUGACGGAUAUCAACCUGCGUUCCACGCUAAGUGACCAAACCCUGCAAUACGUUCGCUCGUUGGAAACCCGAAUACGACAGCUCGAGGAGGAACGAUGCGCCAUCCUGAAGAAUAUGCCUCUCAGUCCCACGAUCAACGGUACAACGGUCAACGCCAACAACGGUAACAACAACACCAAUAGCAACAGCACUAACGUAUCGUCCUGUGUGGCAGAUCCCAUUUCGGGCCGACCGGAAGCCGUCGUACGAGCCUUGCAAGUGCUGGAAGUACGCGAACAGCUCGAGCGGGAAAGGAUCGGCCCGAACACCCCACCGGAUCCGUUGGACGACGGCGAGAAGGCACUCGUUCGCGAAAUGUGCAAUGUGGUAUGGCGGAAGCUGGAGGAUGCUCCGAACACGGGAAUCGAUCAGCACGUCUGAUUAGACUCGGCACG
This is a messenger RNA of Sabethes cyaneus, 1913 nucleotides long. It is a transcript of the gene Ccdc85, whose product is annotated as coiled-coil domain-containing protein 85C. The record is from RefSeq and is a predicted model, not a curated record. The coding region runs from base 1 to 1899 and encodes 632 amino acids. Lineage: Eukaryota; Metazoa; Arthropoda; Insecta; Diptera; Culicidae. The transcript has 5 exons.